CAACAUGCAGCGGCCGUAUAAACGUCGAUAUCUCCGCUCAAAUAAUAUGCAUGAGGCGUUUCACGGCGAUUUCGAAUACGUGAUAACAAAGAAGGAGCCACCUCGGGUAUGCUUCGGGACUGGAUUACAGCGAGAAGUGCUACCACAAUCUGGCCCCUGCUUAAAUCCUUUUAUGAGACGUAUCGCUAGAGAGAUCCAACCCAAUGUGGGUCCGGCCUCUUAUAAUGAAACUCGAGACGCAUUUUCCCGUAUAACACAAAGGAUAUACAGCAAGCUAUAUUACGGAUCGAAAACACCACGUUGGAAGGAAAAACAUGAAUAUCAACCACCGCCGAGGGAAAUCCCACCGGAAAAGCCUAUCCCGAAAAACUGUGCCCCAUUCAACUCCCUCUCCAAAAGGAAACCGUUAUUCACACCUAAGGACUAUCCCGCACCCUGCGACUACUAUCCUGAAUGCAAAAGGAAAACAUUAAAUUUUGCCUAUAGUUUCUCUGGCAAAAAAACAUUAAGAUGCGCGGUUGAGAUUAAAUGUGUACCGUACAAUUUGGAUGUUUGUGCCGCGUGUGGACGGUCAUGCUCCGCUCAGGGUGACUAUUGGCAAUACGAAAACAGAAUAUUCCUUUGCAGAAAACAUUAUUCCAGAUUUUUCACGCAUUGCCUAGCAAAGUUCCAGGGUUAUAAACUCGCUGAAUUCAAGCCAAUCCGAGAUUGCUUUUUCGCGCAUGCCCAUAAUAGCUGCAAGGCCGCAUUGAAGAUUAUGAAAGUUCAAGAAAUACAGAAAAAACUCAGAAAAGAGGCUUAUUUAGACUUAUACUUCCCUCAGAGACGUCAGUGUAGUAAUCAUUAGAAAAUUUAAACGU
Messenger RNA from Papilio machaon (common yellow swallowtail), 860 nucleotides. RefSeq lists its product as uncharacterized. The transcript is spliced from 6 exons. NCBI's taxonomy places the organism in Eukaryota, Metazoa, Arthropoda, Insecta, Lepidoptera, Papilionidae. Bases 5 to 847 code for a protein of 280 amino acids. The record is from RefSeq and is a predicted model, not a curated record.